Diprion similis is the source of this 1286-nucleotide messenger RNA. RefSeq lists its product as uncharacterized. Lineage: Eukaryota; Metazoa; Arthropoda; Insecta; Hymenoptera; Diprionidae. The coding region runs from base 124 to 933 and encodes 269 amino acids. The transcript is spliced from 7 exons. The record is from RefSeq and is a predicted model, not a curated record.
UGCAGAUGCAGUUCCAUUGUGACCUGUACGAAUAAAACUGCGAGAACAGAAGGAUCAAAAUUGCGAAAACUGACAACCGAAAUAAAAGAGUUCCAAUCGACGCUGCGAGUUUUCAAUACAGAUAUGAGCUAUUGGGUUUUUUUAUUAACGCUUAUGGUGAUUGGAAUGUGCGACGCGUUCGGUCAGUUUUUGUGGAGACAUAAUUUGCCGAGUUACCCGUAUGAAUCCAAGUCGCUACAUAGUCAGCGAAAACGUGAGAUUCUUCGUUCUCUUGAGCCUGCAUCGAGAAUAAAACGGUUUGAUGACCCUCAAAAUAUUGCGAACAGUUUAUAUAAAGGCAGACGAACGUCUAGGAAUUCCGAAUUACCAGAGGCGCGCUACACCAUCUUUAAUUACGGUCCUAGCAAUUCAACGAGGGAUCUACAGGUUUUGAAUCGUCCCGAAAAAAAGUUCGCAAGGUCUACUCGACGUAAGAGGACCAAGAGGCAAUCUUCUAGACGAGUUAGCACCGUGCCAACCAAUCGUUUAUUCGAUGACGAUACAGUCAUGCAGUCUGAUCGAAACCGUAGAUCGAAGGCUAAUAGACAGAUUUCUGAGCUGGAGGUCGCCGGCCAAGUUCGUAGCGAUAAUCUUGAUUCCGCAAUAGACGAAUCCAAUGGCAGACGAUUUUACUGGGAACCCAUCUUCGACGGUGGCGUAAUUGGAUCUGUUGGAAGGCUUUUCGGUGAUAAAAUCAAAGACGAAGCGGACAGGGAAAGAAUAGAGAGGGAAGAGAUUCGGAACGAGAAAUUGAUAAAGAAAUAUACGGCAAUGUUGAAUGAUCCCGAGCAGUAUAAAAAGCUUCAACAAGAAUCGGCGAACUCACCUAGCUACAUCAACCAGGUGGUCAGAGGAACUUUAUUUCCGAGGCUUGAAGAAAAGAUCGAAGAGUAAGAGAAGAACAAGCCGUUAUAGUCUUCGACUAGGUGUGCUUUCAACAAAUUUAACAAGGCUCAUGGAAACGAUGAUCUUCGCAGUGACGAUACCGCUUUAUUCGAUACUAAAUACCAGGAAGAAAUUUCACGAUUUUCUAGAAUGGUCGAUACCUUCUCGACAGUAAGACGCGGAUAAUGGCAAUGGAUACAUCGAACCAUCAGUCGCUAUUAGUAUGAAAAAUUCUUUCGAGUAACAAAAUUGAUUCGAGUUUGAUUGCAGGAAGCAAAUGAUUUGUUACAUUGUUUUUUGAACGCGUGUAAGAUAUGUAUUUUGGUUUGUUGUUUAGCUAAUUUGUUAUACUUUAAUUACCA